Neltuma alba is the source of this 3145-nucleotide messenger RNA. Its product is annotated as sister chromatid cohesion 1 protein 2. Bases 156 to 2579 code for a protein of 807 amino acids. Gene Ontology annotation, biological process: sister chromatid cohesion; replication-born double-strand break repair via sister chromatid exchange. Gene Ontology annotation, cellular component: cohesin complex. Lineage: Eukaryota; Viridiplantae; Streptophyta; Magnoliopsida; Fabales; Fabaceae. The transcript has 15 exons. Gene Ontology annotation, molecular function: protein binding; chromatin binding. The record is from RefSeq and is a predicted model, not a curated record.
CUGGUCCCUGGGGCGCAACGGAGCCCAGGCGACCGUUUAUAAGCAAGCCAUUUCCUUCAUACCAUGAAGCAGCUGCAGCAGCAGCAGGCUUUCUAUAACUUCAAGCUCGAAGUCUGAAACAGAAUAGGGAAAAUUGGAGAGGCAAAAAUACAGACAUGUGCUACUCCAAGUGCCUCGUUUCUAGAAAAGGUGCCAUUUGGGUUGCGGCUUAUUGUCUCAAAAGGCUCAAGAAAGCUCAGGUCAAAGAGACUGACAUUUCGUCCUCCGUCGACAAGAUCUUGCAAAAUGAAAUGAACUUUGACUCAUAUAGAGUGCUUUCUUAUCUUCUUCUUGGUGUCGUCAGAAUAUAUUCAAAGAAGGUUGAGUAUCUUUUCCAUGAUUGCAAUGAGGUGCUCAUCAAAAUUAAGAAAUUUACAAUCGAUACGGAAAAGAAUGCACGCAAGGAAACCUUGCGUAUGUCUAUUACUGUACCAGAUAGAUUUGAACUGGAUGCUUUUGAUUUGGAGAUCGUUGAAGAUGUGGGCGGAGGCAACAUUGCUCCCAAGGAGGACAUCACUCUUAAAGAUGUAUUAUGGAAAGAUGAGGGAAUUGGACGGAUUUCUCUAGACAAGUAUCAAUACGAGGAGUUUGAUUUCUGUCCAAAUACCUGCUCUGCUGAUCCUCAUAUUCUGGAAGAUCUUCAACUGUGUCAACUGAUGGACAACUAUGAGGUCAGCCCACCAAAUAGUCCAAUUAAUUUACAGGUAGGAAAGGGUAAAUUUCAAGAGAGAUUAUUUUCUCAGGAGGAACCAGUGAAUUUGGACCCUAUUUCUGGGGUUGAAGGAGUACGCACAGCACCUAUCAAAUCUCAAGAUCAACAAAUUGACAAAGAGCAGAAAGUUGCCGAAACUGCACCACGUGAAGAUGGUAUGCAUGAGGAAAGAAGUUUGGAGAAGAUUAUAUCAUGUGGGAUCUCUCAAGAGGAGCUUGAGGAUGUGAGAAUGUUUUCCAGAAGGGAGGAGGAACCUGAAGUCUCUUUUGCUGUAUCCCAUCAGGCUGGUGAAGAGCGUGUUAAGGCGAGGGAAACAGCAAACUCAGACUGCCAAAUUUAUCAAGAAAUUGGAAUUUCACCUAGAAGCAUGGAAGGGCUUCAAGAUGAUAAAUGCAAUAAAAAAGAAUGGUUGGAGUAUGGCAAGUCUUCCAUUGCCAAGGAGAAGAUUGAAAAACCUAUGGUAGAGUCUGCUGAAAAACUUCAUGAUGUAGGAAAACCAAAUUUACUAGAAAGAGUUUCAAGAAAAGACGGAAAAUUUGAUGAAGAGAAGAUUAAAGUUAAUGAAACAGCAAACUCAGAAUGCCCAAAGCAUCUGGAAGUUGAAGAAGUUCGUGAGGCAAGGGAUUCACCAGUCAGCGUGGAAAGUCUUGAAGAUGAUAUAUUUAAUAAAAAAGAUUGCAUGGACCCUGAUAAGUCUACACCUUCCAGGGAGAAGAUUGAAAAACUCAUUGAAGGGUCUGCUGAAAAGCAUCAUAAGAAAGGCAGAUUAAAGUUACAAGAAGCUUCAGUUGAAGAUGAAAAAUUUCCUGUGAUUCCACCGGAGUCAAACAUUCCUGAGAUAACUCCUCAAACUAAGUUUCAGAAUGAUUCACUUGCAAAACCAAAACGAGGUGCUACUAUGUCAGAGUCUAUGCGUAUUUCUACACCAGCUGUGAAAGAGCGUGCUCGCUUUUCAAGGAAGAGAAAAUGUGUUUUUGAUGGAUUGAUAGUCUUGCCUAAUGAGGUGCUUCGACAGAGCAUACAUGAUGCCAGUGACUUAAUUUCCAAACGGAGAAAAGUUCCCCGUCCUGUACCUCCUGCUUGGAAAGCUUCUCGUGUUUACAGUCUUCCUGAGCGCUUCUAUGAAUCUUUCUUGCCUUGCGAUUCAUUAGAGCUCCAAAUUCUGUUCUCUAAAAAGAAAAUCAAGAUGUUAAAUUCCAUUAAAAUUGAGGAAACCCCGAGGAAAUUAGAUGAAUCAGAGUCUCAAACUGUUGGCAAGCUAGAGCUUAGUGGGCCUGCUCCAAAUACCCCUCCUCAGUUCUCAACAUCUCGGCCAAAUUAUUUUCAAAGCAGCAAAACAACUCAAAACUCAGACAAUUUAAGACCUUCAAGUCGACUUGAAUGUGUUGAGAGAGACGAAUCUUUGAAAAGGGGUGGAGAACUUCAUCUGGUGAAAGAGGGUAACGUGGAAACUUCAAGUCCACAUGCAAGCAUGGCAGGAGAACAAUGUUUUAGAAGGGAUGAAGAACUUGAUUUGAUGAUUGAGGAGACAAAUUCAAUUGAAACUGAGAAUUCAGACUUAUGUGGAUGGUCUAGGCGAACCACGAAAGUUGCCAGAUACUUGCAAAGACAUUUUCUGGAUCUAAGGAAACAAAGAGAAGAAGUUGUUCUGAAUUUUUCCCAAGUUCUGCUAGGACGGGCCAAGAAAGAAUGUGCAAGGCUAUUUUAUGAAAUAUUGGUUUUGAGAACUACUAGCUGUUUGGAUGUAAGGCAAAAUAAUGCUUAUGGUGAUAUUUCCAUCCAGAAGCUCCCAAAACUGGAUCAAUCUUUUGGAGUUGAUGACCCGUAGAAUCACAGGUAAAUUUUGGAGUAGCAAAGAGGAAAGACACAAUAGGUUCACAGUAAAGCACAGUAGGAGGAGAUCAUACCCCACCAAGUGCAGUAGUUGAAGACGACUUUUAGUAUAGUGGACCCUCAAAUUCGUCGGCUUUGGAUCCAAUCUUACAUCUGUUCAAUGCUACAUCAAUACACGUUGAGCAACUUUCUGAUAGCUCGACACUGCUGGAUUGCAUCUGCAGCCAAAUUGAUUCGAGAGGAGUGUUGGAAGUAACAGAUUAAUUGGAAUAUAGGGGUUUUAGUAGAUAUUUCUAGGGACGAUUUCACUGUACAUCAUUAUUUGUGUUUAUAGUUUCUUAGUUAGAUGUGGCGCUGCCAAGUUAUCAGCUGUAGGUUCCUUGUACAGUUGACAGACUCCUCGUAUACGGGAAGCUACUGAAAUUCCAAGUAGGUAAUGUUAUUCGUUCUCUAUAAUAUCUUUAAAUUACAAGUCUUAUUAUUCACUAGUGAGAAUAAUGUGGGCUUUCUGCAGCCAUAUAUAUCGAUGAUGAUGAUGACCAGUGUUCGCUGUUCGACGUA